GUUCAGUCAGCUGAUCUGAGGAUGUAAACACUGAGCACGUGUGGCUGAUCAAUAAGCGCUGGACCUUGAUCAUUCAGUUAGUUAUUAGUUUUGCAGUCUAUCUCCUAAACGGCUGUGUGUGUUUGUCCUGCUGCAGACGUUUUAAUGGCCCCGUUAAAGUUUUGUGCCAAUAUUUCCUGGCUCUUCACGGAGUUGCCGGAGUUCACGCAGAGGAUGCGCGCCGCGGCGCGUGCGGGGUUCCGAGCGGUCGAGGCGGCGUGGAUCUACGACGCGGACCUGAAAGAGUUAAAAACAGUGAAGGAUGAAACUGGACUCGAAUUUGCGCUCAUAAACACCCCCCCGGGAGAUUUAAAUGCAGGAGAUUUGGGAUUGUGUGCUGUUCCCGGGAGAGAGCAGGAGUUCAGGCAAGGUUUGGCUCUGGCGGUGCGGUUCGCUAAAGCACUAGACUGCAGAAGGGUCCACCUGAUGGCUGGGAGGGUUCCUGCGGGGGCCGAGCGAUCUGCCGUCGCCAUGGAGAUGGAGGACACGUUUGUGCAGAACCUGAAACACGCAGCAGGUGUCCUCUCACAGGAAGGCAUGCUUGGACUGAUUGAGCCAAUCAACACCAGGAUAACAGAUCCACGAUACUUCCUCCACUCCCCACACCAGGCCGCAGGGAUUCUCCAGAGAGUCGGUCAUCCCAGCAUCAGGAUGCAGAUGGACCUCUACCACUGGCAGAUCAUGGAUGGAAACUUAACGCAAAAUAUACGCAAAUACUUACCAAUGACAGGCCACAUCCAGAUCGCUCAAGUUCCCGACCGGCACGAGCCGGACAGCGCUGGAGAGAUCAGCUUCUCGUUCCUCUUUAAACUGCUGGAGGAGCUGGACUAUCAGGAGUACAUCGGCUGCGAAUACAAACCUCGGGGUUCCACGGAAGCGGGUCUGGACUGGGUCAAAAGAUACUGGAACGAUCACAACUGAGGACCAAUUUAACUUCUUAAAUUCAUGCAUUUUCUAAAAGGGCACCAUGUAUUAAAAUGCCAAGACUGUCAUUUUCCACAGCUUAAAACGGACUCCCAUGUUCAAUCGUUUUAUGCAUAUUUCACUUGUGCGAGGCUGUCUAUGAAAUAGCACUGGACAUAAAGAACACGUGUUUUAAUUUAAGAUUUAUUGUCAAGCGUUUUUUCUUACAAACCAGCCUCUAUUUACAUAAUGUACAAAUUUCAGUUUCAGACAUUUGAAUUGCUAAUUAACAUUCUAGCGUUUUAAAUAAAUCAAUCUUCCAAAAAUUUCCAGUGUCCUUCAAGAAAACAAAACAGUAAAACACAUUAUUCUUCAGUUUUUGUCACUAUGGGAGUUACAUUUGGUUUCGUGUCAAAGGUUUCCCACGAUCUUCGCGCAUCUAGUGUCGUCUGGUUAGUAGGAGUACUCGUUACGCCGCCCAUGAUGAUGAAUGUACAGGAAGAGCAUGCAACGAUUCAAGAGGUUCUUCUUGAGAGGUAAAUAUGAUACACAAGCUCCCAUCAACUUCAUAAGAUAAAACAAAGGCAUAAAGGCACUUUUGGGAUGAUGAAAUGGCAGUAAAGACAACUAUGUUGCAGAAAGUGAUGCAUUAUGGGG
Rhinichthys klamathensis goyatoka is the source of this 1599-nucleotide messenger RNA. RefSeq names its product hydroxypyruvate isomerase (gene hyi). Gene Ontology annotation, molecular function: hydroxypyruvate isomerase activity. The coding region runs from base 145 to 960 and encodes 271 amino acids. The record is from RefSeq and is a predicted model, not a curated record. Gene Ontology annotation, biological process: glyoxylate metabolic process. The transcript is spliced from 8 exons. NCBI's taxonomy places the organism in Eukaryota, Metazoa, Chordata, Actinopteri, Cypriniformes, Leuciscidae.